This is a messenger RNA of Phanerochaete carnosa HHB-10118-sp, 809 nucleotides long. RefSeq lists its product as uncharacterized. Gene Ontology annotation, molecular function: FMN binding; NAD(P)H dehydrogenase (quinone) activity. The transcript has 5 exons. The record is from RefSeq and is a predicted model, not a curated record. Lineage: Eukaryota; Fungi; Basidiomycota; Agaricomycetes; Polyporales; Phanerochaetaceae. The coding region runs from base 78 to 689 and encodes 203 amino acids.
CCGCUUCUGAACCAACACCUGCUCCAGCACCCGCAUCCGCACCUGCGCCAGCUACCGAAACCACUCCAGCUACAGACAUGUCUUCCCCUAGAGUCGCCAUUAUUAUCUACUCUAUGUACGGUCACGUCGCCAAGCUGGCCGAGGCCGAGAAGGCUGGCAUUGAACAGGCUGGCGGCUCCGCAACCAUCUUCCAGAUUGCCGAGACGCUCCCUGACGAGGUCCUCGCGAAGAUGCACGCCCCUGCCAAGCCAAACUACCCCGUCCUGAACGCCGACCAGCUGACCCAGUACGACGCGUUCAUCUUUGGUAUCCCCACUCGUUAUGGUAACUUCCCCGCUCAGUGGAAGGUCUUCUGGGACCAGACCGGCGGCCUCUGGGGGGCAGGUGCUCUCGCCGGCAAGUAUGCCGCUGCCUUUGUUUCCACGGGUACGCCAGGUGGAGGCCAGGAGUCCACCAUCCUCAACAGUAUCUCCACGCUCACGCACCACGGCAUUAUAUUUGUGCCCCUCGGCUACAGCACCACCUUCUCCCAGCUCUCGAACCUCUCUGAGCCCCAUGGCGGCUCCCCGUGGGGCGCAGGCUCUUUCGCCGGCGCCGACGGCUCGCGCUCUCCAUCUGCGCUUGAGCUCGAGAUUGCGACCCUUCAGGGCAAGCAGUUCUGGAACAUCGUCAAGAAGGUCACCUUCUAGACAUAUACGAACAUUGAUUGUUGUAUCUGGGACCCUUGGGGAUCAGAGAUACUGUACACAAACAGCCUGUACUAUAAUGUGUCGUUAAGAUAGGCCAUACAUCAGAUAUCCUCCAGUCCC